Salvia miltiorrhiza (redroot sage) is the source of this 3333-nucleotide messenger RNA. RefSeq names its product probable disease resistance protein At1g58602. Gene Ontology annotation, molecular function: ADP binding. The record is from RefSeq and is a predicted model, not a curated record. The coding region runs from base 150 to 2945 and encodes 931 amino acids. The transcript is spliced from 3 exons. NCBI's taxonomy places the organism in Eukaryota, Viridiplantae, Streptophyta, Magnoliopsida, Lamiales, Lamiaceae. Gene Ontology annotation, biological process: defense response to other organism.
CGACCACAGCUUCCUUAUCUUUUCUAAUUAACUUCCAUCGAUCUCACCACUGCCAAAUUCAAGAGUGCUCAACCAAUCACUUUGACCAAAUAUAUCUGAGCUUCCCCAAAUCAGCAAAUCAAGAGUGUUCCACCAAUCAAUUAGACCAAAUGGCAGAAGCAGUGGUGUCGAUGGCUCUAGAAACCUUGCGCGAUUUGUUGUUGGAAGAAGCAAGGUUUUUAUAUGGUGUGAGCGAUGAAGUGAAGGAGCUCGAGAUCCAGCUCAAAGAGAUGAAGUGUCUGCUUAAAGAUGCCGAUAGAAGACGACAUGAAAGCGAAACCAUUUUGAAUUGGAUCUCGGAGAUCAAAGAUCUUGUGUACAGAGCAGAAGCUGCCAUUGAAAGACACGCAGCUUAUCAAGUGUUGGCAAGGAGAAGACGAGGCCUGAGACAGCUCGUUCGCAGAUGUAGUUGUAGUUUGGAAGAAGGCUACUCGCUCCACCAACUAGGCUCGGAGAUUUCACCAAUCAAAUCCCGACUUGAAAGGAUAAACAAGGAAAUGAUAGAGAGUGGCAUAAAGAAGAGCAUCAUCAACAAUACAGAUGGAGGGGAGAGCUCGUCUGCCAACAACAGGGCACGGAAGAGCUUCCCCGAAUUCGAGAUCGGAGACUGUUUCGUGGGGAUGGAGGAUGAGCUGAAGCAGCUUCGUAAUCUCCUCAGGCAAGACAACGAGGAUAGAGUUAUAUCAGUGUGGGGAAUGGGGGGAUCAGGCAAGACCACCAUUGCCAAAAAGCUCUACAACGAGACCAACACCAGCUUUGAUCUUUCCGCAUGGGUUUGCAUCACUCAGCAAUGUCAGGGUUUUCAAUCGGUUUGGGAGGAUGUUCUGAAGCAGCUAGACCCACAAAUAAAGGAGGACCUGAACCUGAACCAGUCUCAGUUGAAGGAGCGACUAUGCAAGAUACAAAGAGACAAGCGUUGCCUCAUUGUUGUUGACGAUCUAUGGAAAGUUGCUGAUUGGAAUGAGUUGAAGCAUCCCUUCCUUGUCCAGAAUUUGCAAAGCAAAAUCUUGAUCACCACGCGCGAACAGGAAGUUGCAGAGAUUGGAUGCCCAGUAAAACUUGGGCUUCUAAAAGAGGAAGAUGCUUUGGAACUACUCAAGAACAAAGCCUUUCCACAUACCAACAUUCCAGAUUUUGCAUCUGAAGAAAAGUUUGAGAAAAUUGGAAAAGAAAUGGUGAAGAAAUGUGGGAAUUUGCCAUUGGCAAUUUCUUUACUCGGUGGGGUCUUGAGAACGAAAAAAUCGAUCAAGGAGUGGGAGUUAGUAAAUGAGGAUAUCAAAGCAUUCAUAUAUAGAGGUGAAAGUGAGAUUGAUGGAGUGCUGAAUUUAAGCUAUGAAAGUCUACCCUAUUAUUUGAAGCCUUGCUUUCUCUAUAUGGGUUUAUUUCAAGAGGACGAAACCAUAAGUUCUAUGGAGCUAUAUAGGAUGUGGAUAGCACAGGGCAUGGUUUCAUAUGAGAAUAUUCAUGACAGGGACAAAACUUUGACUGAAAUCGCGGAGCUCUACUUGGGGGAGUUGGCCUCUAGAUCCAUUGUCCAAGUUGAAAUUAACGAUGGUGUCACAACUGGAAGAAGAUAUUCGAGCUGCAAACUUCAUGAUGUAGUAAGAGAGCUAAGUUUAAAAUUGGGGAAAAGGGAGGAUUUUGGUGUUCUGAGUUUGGAGUACCAAACUGGGAAACUUACUACCUCACUACGGCAUAUGAAAAUGCAACAUUUGGCUAUCCAUUUCAGAAGAGAAGUCGAACCGGAACCUGUCGAGCUUGGAGAAGAUGUUAGCAAACACUUAAGGUCUCUUCAUAUAUUCAAUCACGUGAGUAGCCUUUUUGCUGUUAAGUUUCCCUCGCAGAGUAUCUUUGAUUUUCAGAAAUUCAAAUUGCUCAGAGAUCUUGCUAUCAUCGGAUUCAAAUUUGAAGGUAGAAAGUUACCAAAAGGAAUCACUAAUCUUGUUCACCUUAAAUGUUUGCGUUUAGAAGAAUGUGAAUUUGACAAGCUACCGUCGUCCAUUAGGAAUUUGGUAUACAUGGAUACCCUUGAUUUAAGUUUUUCGUGGGAUGUUAGAGUUCCAAAUGUUUUUAAGGAGAUGCUACGUUUAAAACACUUGGUUCUUCCUCCUCUUUAUAAGAGGGGAGUUAGAAGUUAUCAAUUAAGAAGUUAUCGAUUAACAUUGGACGAGGAAGUGGUUGAGUUGGAGAGCUUGCUGGGGUUGGAUAGUAGAGUGCACGAAUUAAAAUGUAUGAGCAAAAUGAAGAAUCUCCAACGCUUUGAUGCAAGCAUACACGACAAUGAAAGCUUGUCAGCUAUCAUGAAUGCCAUUGCUACCAAUUGGAACAAGUUAGUCUUUUGUUCAGUUGAAAUCAUGGGGGAUUGUGAGUUAGGAACAAAUGAGGGAGUGUUAACGUUGAAGAAGGCUUUCACAUGUCCCAAUCUUCAUUUCUUGUCGAUUGAAGUUAAGUUGGGGAAUGUGCUAUCUGAGUGCGGGAGUGCAUUCAACAGCUCUAAACUUACAAAUUUGGCCCUAGUAGAAUGUGAGAUUGAGGAUGAUCCAAUGGGAAUACUGGGGAAGCUUCCUUGCUUGAAACAAUUGGGGUUAUGGGGGAAAUCAUUUGUGGGGGAGGAGAUGACGUGUCCAUCAAACAGUUUUCCUCGCCUCAAGAAGCUCUUUCUAUAUCUAUUACCAAAGUUGAGGGAGUGGAGAGUGGAGGCAGGAGCCAUGCCCCUUCUCUAUGAAUUGAAGAUCGAUGAUUGUUCCAGUCUGAAGAUGCUUCCAGAUGGUUUGAGUGGCAUUUCUACUCUUCGGAAACUGGAGAUUACUGGAAUGGCGGAAAUGGGGAAGAGGGUAUCGGCAUCAGGAGAGGAUUUCCACAAAGUCAGCCAUGUCCCUUCAAUUAUCAUCCAAGAUGAUGACUAGUCUAGUCUCCACCCACCAUAUAUAGAGGUUGAUGAGCAUUGGUUUUCUGGAGUGUAUGUUCCCAGGUAAAGUUUUAAUGAACCUCAUGAACUGAUCAUUGUUUAUACUUUUUGUUUAUUUAUUUAUUUGCGUGUUGUAGGUUAAAUCUCUUCCCCAUUCGAGCUGUAGUCUUGUUGUUGCAAUUCUCAGGUGUUCAUCUUUGUACUCCUUUCUCUACAAAAAAAUGUUUUUCUUAGUUAUGUUGUAAUGAAUUGUUUAGAAUCCAGUUCGACCCAUGAGUAUUUGUUUGUAAUUUCUAGAGAUUUAAGCUUUAUUUCUGUUCGUGAAUUGUGAUUUUUGUUUCUUGGUUGUUUAGAAUCCAAUAAAAUGAAAAUCGGGUUGCUUAAUA